GGGGUUUGUUUGUGUCCGCUGCAGGUGGCUGUGAUCCAGUACAGUGACACGCCUCGAAUGGAGAUUCCUCUGGGGCAACACCAGAGCGGAGCGAAGCUCAUCCAGGCCAUACAGAGCAUCAGCUACCUGGGAGGAAACACACAGACUGGCAGGGCCAUCAAGUUUGCCGUGGACCACGUCUUCGCCUCCUCCAACAGAGCCAGGCAGGUCAAAAAUCGCAUUGCCGUCGUGGUCACUGAUGGCAAAUCUCAGGACGACGUGGUGGAUGCCAGUGUGGAGGCCCGAGCUCAGGGCAUUACAGUGUUUGCUGUUGGAGUCGGCAGUGAGAUCACCACCUCAGAGCUGGUAUCCAUCGCCAACAGGCCGUCAUCUGCCUAAGUCCUGUACGCCGAAGAUUACACCACCAUUGACCUCAUUCAGGGUUCCAUGGAGCAGAAGCUCUGUGAAGAGUCUGUUUGUCCAACACGAAUCCCGGUGGCCUCUCGGGAUGAGAAAGGCUUUGAGCUGCUGCUGGGCAUGAACAUUCAGAAGAAGGCCAAGAAGAUCCCUGGCUCUUUGAUUUUGGAGGCCGCUUACGCUCUGACGGCCUCCACCGACAUUACUGAGGACACCAGGGACAUCUUCCCAGAAGGCCUCCCUCCUUCCUACGUGUUCAUAGCCACCCUGCGUCUAAAGGGGACUUCUAGCCGGCUGACCUUUGACCUUUGGAGGGUGCUGUCCAAGGAUAAGGAGAUACAGGUCGCAGUGACACUGAGUGGAAAGGACAAAAGUGUCGUCUUUACCACCACUAGCUUAACUGCAGAGGAGCAGAGAGUCACCUUCAGAGGCGUCCAGACUCUUUAUGACGGAAAGUGGCAUCAGCUCAAAGUCCUGGUGAGACCACGUCAGGUCAGCAGUUUCCUGGACGAUCUGCUGAUCCAGGAAGAACUGCUGGAACCGGUGGAGCCCAUCUACAUCAAUGGGGAGACCCAGGUUGCUAAGAGACGGGGAACCGACCUCCCUGUGGCCGUGGAGAUUCAGAAGCUCCGUCUGUACUGUGACCCUCAUCAGAGCGAGAGAGAAACGGCGUGUGAGAUCUACUCUGUGGACGAUGAAAGGUGUCCUCUGAAUAGAACAGCCACCGUGGACGAAGAAGACUGCAACUGUGUGGUUGGACCACAAGGGCAGCGUGGGGCGCCCGGUCCCAUGGUAAGACGUGCGCACACGUCCUCACUCGUGUACUCGUGCACCCACACGUGACCUGAAGGAGGUAAUGGACAGUACAGAUACAACCACAGCUAUUGUUACUUUGUUAUUAGAGUAUUCAGAUAAAAAAUAACUCUUGAAAUGACGGAACGGAAUGCAGUUCUUGCACAACGUGCACACAUUUCUUUUGUGGCAAUAAUACAUCCGCUCCUAUUGGAGUCAAUGCUGCAUCAUUCAAAUGGAGGUUAUCAUAACCACUAGUGUUAAUGUACAAACUGGAAUGUACUGACGUACAGUAUAUGGAGAGGAAGACAAAUCCUCAAAUGGAACACUGGAAACUAGAAAACAUGCUGCUUCAUAGCAGAAAGGUUCUUUUCCCAACCUCAACUUCUGUCCUCCAAUGGCCUCUAAGGACAUCUAGUUGCUGUGAGUGAUGCACUUCUAAUGUUCACCCAGAGAGGUAUUUGGAAUCUUACUGUGGUGGAAAUUUGUGGAUUUAGCCCAUGUG
Messenger RNA from Gasterosteus aculeatus aculeatus (three-spined stickleback), 1693 nucleotides. Lineage: Eukaryota; Metazoa; Chordata; Actinopteri; Perciformes; Gasterosteidae. The record is from RefSeq and is a predicted model, not a curated record.